UUCCGCUCUACCGCAAUCCAUCAUCCUACUGUGCAGUACCGAUAUCUAUGGCACCCGAGAGCGCUCCUGCCGUAGGGCAAGUGUCAGGCCCCGGCAAUAUACACCUCACCAGUGAGGAAAUCAACAUUCUCAUCUAUCUUUACUUGCUCGAGUCCAACUUCAAGCACACAGCUUUCACCCUUCUCUCCGAGUCUGCACUUCCUUCGACAUCGCUUUUCCAACAGUUCAACCCCGGAUAUCCUACCCCUCCCUCUCAGCGAGCCGCAUCGAGUUUAUCUGGUAACAACAGUCGUACAAACGGCGUCACUCGAGCAUCGGGAUCGGAGCUCUUCGGUGCCCCUCAUGGAAAGGUUCCUCGAGGAGAACUGGUUCGCAAACUCUGGAAAGCGUUGCGAUGGGAGGAGAUUGAGCGUCAUACCGCAACCGAGACGGAAUCAUCUGCGCCACCUUGCCACUCGCCCUUCCAGCUCCUAGUUCCUCACAUCUGCUCUCCGGAAGGAGCGACACCCGCACCAGCUGUGUCGUCGCCGCCCCCACAACGCCCAGAUACAUUUCCUACUCAACAAUGUCACGACGCCGCUCAGGGCGACCUCGGCGGCAACUCGCCCACUACAGCUCGUGACAUGGAUGUCAUGUCACCCCUUGCAAUUGGUAAAGGCAAAAGGAAAAGUGCAGAGACAAACACUCCCUCUGUCGAAGGGGGGGUUGCAACUCCAGCAUCGAAGAGGAUCCGGGAUGAUGAUCGCAGGAAAUCAAAAACAGAUGACACCAAGGAUAUCAGACCCGUAUCGAGAGUUGCAAAGCCCAGUGGAAUCGCAGGACUGCCCGCAAGCGAAGGCAAUUCCUGGACGGAGCACCGAGAUGCUGUGACAUGCCUCGCUUGGAACCCCAAGGACAAGGAGGUCUUAGUGACCGGCAGCAACGAUGGAACGGCGCGACGGUGGCACUUCAUGGAGGCAUCGGACCCCUCCAGCCAUGCCCUCCAGCUCCAGCAAAAACCCACAUCCAUUAGUCACAAGGCGAUCGAUAGCUCAAAGAAGGCGGUCACCGCAUUGGCCUGGCAUCCGGACGGGACCGUGUUUGUCACAGCUUCGGAUGGAGUCGGACGCCUCUUCACUCCCUCUGGGCAGCUCCAAGGUAUUUUGAGCUACGGUCGCGGAACCAUCAACUCUCUCAAGUUCAACCCAUCAGGCAACUCCUUGCUGGCAGCCAAGGAUGACUUCACAGUCUGUCUCUUCCUGCUCAACUUUGACUUGCAAUCCCCCAAACAGCUGAGUUUUGAGUCCCACUCCAAAGAGGUCAACGACGUGGACUGGCUGGACGACGAUGUUUUCGCGUCUGGCGGGAACGAUCAUACAAUCUUCAUCUAUCGAUCAAACGACCGCCGCCCUCGAUUCACGCUCAAAGGCCAUUCCGAUGAUGUGACGCGGGUUAAAUGGUCACCUCCCCGUCGCGCUGAGGGCGACCAACAGCGCCUCCUCGCUUCCGUUUCCGACGAUGGAACAAUCAUGAUCUGGAAGCUUCCCCAUUACCCUGCUGAUCGCGGUACCGCCAGCAGAUCUCUCUCGCCCAGCAAGCAACCCCGAGAGAAGGAAUCAUCAGUUGACGAUUUCUUUCAGAUGACAGUUUUGCAGGGCAACGAGUAUUGCGUCAACCGGCUUCAAGUGGUCAGCAGUAACACCGAAAACAAGCGCAUGAGUACAGUGGAGUGGGGUCCCUCUUGUAGAGACGGUCGGAUGAUCAUCGCAGCGUGCGCUCCCACGUUUGCCGUCGCUGACAACAGUGGUGGUCAAGACUCCACAGUGAAGCUGUUCGACGCCAGUACCGGCGAGUGUCUCCACACCUUGCUCGGCCUGGAGCACGGUACUGGCUCCAUCGCUUUCUCUCCGUCGACCAGCUUGGCCCGCCCUGGAGGUGUGCUUGCUGGUGGUGGAUGGAACGGGAAAGCCAUCCUCUGGGACGUGGAGACAGGCGAAGUUCUCAAGCAGUAUGAAAUUGAGGAGGAUGUAGAGCGCCAGAGCACGCGCGACAGGCCAAUGAUGAUGGCUAUGGCAUGGCGCCACGAUGGCCAGCAACUGGCUGUAGGGUUACACAACAAAUCACUCAUGACUGCGUAUGUAGGACCACUCCUGUAG
This is a messenger RNA of Cutaneotrichosporon oleaginosum, 2135 nucleotides long. RefSeq lists its product as uncharacterized. Gene Ontology annotation, molecular function: protein binding; transcription corepressor activity. Gene Ontology annotation, cellular component: Set3 complex. Lineage: Eukaryota; Fungi; Basidiomycota; Tremellomycetes; Trichosporonales; Trichosporonaceae. The record is from RefSeq and is a predicted model, not a curated record. Gene Ontology annotation, biological process: regulation of transcription by RNA polymerase II.